This is a messenger RNA of Auanema sp. JU1783, 1200 nucleotides long. The record is from the annotation of a GenBank genome assembly. Lineage: Eukaryota; Metazoa; Nematoda; Chromadorea; Rhabditida; Rhabditidae.
AUGAGCAGAAGAAGUGUGGUAUUCCUCGUAGCUCUCGCUUCCUUAACAGCUAUCAGUUUCGCUGAAGAUAGCAAAACUGGAGAAGAAACUCCUCAGUAUUGGAGAGCUAUCCUUGGUGACAUUUGUCAAUUGCCUUCUUUCCCAAGAGCCACUGGAGAUCCACACCGAUACGUUGAAUGUGUCCGUCAAAGCAGCUUCGCUGCCGACAGAAAGGAUCUUGGAAUCUGGCUUCUCCGUGAAUGCCUCCCAGGCUAUGAAUUCGUUGCAUCAUCCCGCAGAUGCAAAACCAUCCGCUCUGUUACUCGCCAACAAGAACUCUGUGACUCUAGCAAUGCUACUAGCUAUCAGUUCUGCCCUAGCGAGAACCGUGCUUCCCAGUUCCUUGUAGAAGAAAUUCGUGAGGCUCCCAGACAAUGUGCCUGCCCCAACGGUGAGAGCAACUGCGUCUGCCCAUCUCCCGAAAUUCUCGAACCAGUAAACAUCCCAAUCAACUCUGCUAAGGUUCGCCGUUCCCCACAAUCCAACACCAGAAUCCAAUUUUCUCAAUACCAAAACUGCCCAUGCCCCCAAUCUCAGCCUGCUUGUACCUGUGUCACCACUAAUGCUCAAAAUGAGCAAGUUUUGGCUUCUGUUCAAUGCUGCCCAUCUCAAACUCCUGCUGCCCAGCCAUGUCAAUGCCAACAGGCCCCACCUCAGAUUAACUGUCAAACAACUACCACCCAGCAACAGUACUGCCCACAACAACAACCAGCUGUUGUUCAACCACAAGCCUGCCCACUCGUUCAAGGACAAGGAGUUCAGAACGCUCAAUACCAAGGAAUCUGCUCCUGGAUGGUUGAUCCUUUGGCCGUAGACCCUCAAUCUCGCUCUCACUACCUUCAAUGCCAACCAGCCCCCAACAACUUGUUCUGUGGACGCUGGCAACGCAUGCCAUGUGCCCCAGCUACAGUUUUCGACGUUCAAGCUCAAGUCUGCGUUUGGGACACUCAAGGAACUCCAGGAACUCUCCCAACCCCAGCCCCAUAUGUUAGCACUCAGGCUCCUCAGAACAGCGCUUGCGGAUGUACCGGUGGUGUUCAAAUUGGUUCCUGCAACCAGAACUACCAAUGCCCUGGACAAUCUGUUUGUCAAGUUGGACAAAAUAACGGAAACCAGUGCAUGGUCUGCUGCUACUUCCGCAAGAAGUCCAAGCGCGCUUAA